AUGCCCUCGCGGCCAACCUCCCCUCGGAGGUCCACCGACAGCUCCGAAUCGCCGUCAUCGCUUUCCUCCAACCGCCUUCAGUACCCUUUCCCCCAGCAGGACUGGACCCGAAGACCAAGCUCCAGCCAAAGCGCGCGCUAUCAGUCGACGCGUCGCGGCUCGACCGCAAGCUCCAUACACUCAAUCGGGGGAGCCUUGGAUACAUCGUCGCAGAGACACAUUGGACCGGUGACCGAGACUGGCCAGAAUGGUGCCAUUUCAACACUGCUCCAGCCCCCAAUCGUCCGCACGGGGCUGCUGCCCUAUACUUCCGCGCCCUCCGCCGUCAAGACUCCUUCCACUCGAGACAUCCCCCCGGUCACCCUAACGAACGUUCCACACGUCGAACCAUCCGCUUUCAAGCCAUACCUUUCGCAGGUUGGGUCGCUGUACGACGCAUUUCAGCGCGCAAAGUCGGAUUCGGACAACGUCGCAGCACAGCUGUUCCGCCGCGACUCCAAGAGGGAUGAGUUCACCGAGAUACUAGAGCGUCGCUUGAAGGACCAGCAACCGGGAAGGCGCCCUUCAUCCCGGCAGGAGUCCAUCGUUUCGCUUUCGCCCAUAGAAUCACCGCGAAGGAGAUCGAGCGCAGGAGCUUCGAAGCGUCAUCCAACAGCCGUCACCCCGCUAUCAACAAUUCCGGACGUGUACUUCCAGGAAGACUUUCGCCUUGAGAACCCGCGCACAUUUGACGUGGUGAGCGAACGGUCGGAAGUGAUUCAACAGCCGCCGCAAGGCGCAGAAGGCUCGAAAGAUGCCAAUGGCUCCAUCGAGGCCCCGGCACCACCGAAAAGGAAAGCUCUCGCAACGAAUGCCAUCCUGCAGGAAAAACUAUCAUGGUACAUGGACACGGUUGAGAUCCACCUGAUUUCCUCGAUAUCAACGGCGUCGACGUCAUUCUUCGCCGCCUUAGGGUCACUGCGCGAGCUUCAGUCGCAAGCAGCAGAUUCUGUAGCGCGCAUUCAGUCACUGCGAGAAGAUUUGAACAGGCUUGAUCGGGACAUGGCCAUCGGCGGUUUGAAAAUAGUAGGGAUGAAGAGGCGCAGAGAGAAUCUCCGCAAACUCAGCGAAGCCGUGGAUCAACUUCGGGCAGUCGUCGAUGGAGUUGCUCAUUGUGAAGAUUUAAUAGAAGAUGGGAAACUGGAAGAUGCUUUGGACCGGCUGGACAUGCUCGAAAUGCUUGUCUCAGGAGAGCUGAUGCUUAUUGGCUCGGUUGACCAGGAGUGGCUUCCCCCCUAUCUUCCGCGCGAUCUCGUCGAUCUACGAGAGCUCAAGGCUUUGGAUGGGUUUUCUGACGGCAUGAUGCAACUCAGAGCCCGGAUCGGGAAGGGCUACGAGUCUAGAUUCCUCGAGGCCCUUAUGGGUGACCUACGCCGACACAUCAAAGGCGUACCCAGUCAAGACACGCUUCAACGCUGGGCAUCGGCAUCUCUCCGCACCAGGGGCGACAACAGACCGCCUACCUCUCUUCCUGCAUAUUAUAAAAUGGAGGAAGGGUUUCGUUCGAACAUGCUCGCCAUUCUAAACGGAUUGAGCAGGUCGAAUCAUACACCAGUAGCUUCUGCCGCUUACCGGGAUGCAGUCACCAGAGAGAUGAAAGUCCUCAUACGGCAACAUCUUCCCAGCUCAACGGAUGACGAUGCUGAAUCUACCAUCUCCUCGUCAACCCGCGCCAGCAGCAGGACCUCUCAACAGGAAAAGUCAUCGGUUCUCGCCCGGAACCUGCGCUCUCUCGACUGGGAGGAUGCCGAGCAACUGUUCGUUAAUAUCUAUACCAAUGUCGGCGAGGCUCUGCGUAGAUUGAGCACCCAAACAAAGGUUCUUUUGGAUGUCUCCAGUGGGACCGCGAUUUCUCCAGGAAUUAGAUCCCCUCCGAAGAGUCCCAACAUGGCAAAUAUGGACGGAUACCUCGGCAGGCCCAUUUCAGAUAUGCCAGCUCAGAACAGCCAUCUGCAGGAAGAGCUCAUGCAGUCCUUGGAUAUGUCUAGUCUUUUAGGGCAAUCCGUGGACGCGGCUCAAAAUCAAAUUACGAAGAUCCUCAAGGUCCGCGGAGACCAAUCUGUUCGACUGCCGCUGCAACGCUUCCUCCGGUACUUCCUCAUCAAUAGGCUAUUCGCUGAUGAGUGCGAGGCUGUGUCUGGACGAUCCGGGGCCGCGCUCAAGGGCGUCGUGGACAGCCAGAUCAAGCAAUUCGUCACGAUGAUGGGACAGACGGAGAAUCAAAAGCUCCGCCAAACCAUGGAUGCCGACAAGUGGGAAGCCAAAGACUUCGGCGAACACGAGACUGAGGUGUUGGCAAGGAUCCUAGAAGCCAUGCACAGCGACCCUGCAGAAUGGACAAAGAGCAAGAUGAUCUGGCAGAGUGUGCCUGCCACACCGCCGAACGAGAGCCAAGGUACCAACGGCGAAGCAAAUGGGACCACCAAAGCAAGGAAUGCGGUCAUCGACGAGGAGAAGUACGUGCUGGUCAACUGUGCCAUGUUUGCCCUGGAUGGGAUUGACCGAUUCGAAAAUCUCAUUGCGGUCAUACCCAGUAUCACAGCCGAGGUCGCAGUGACUUUGCUGGACUACUUGCGCACUUUCCAGUCGCGCACUUGCCAGCUUAUUCUCGGUGCCGGAGCAAAGGAGAGCGCUGGCUUGAAGAGCAUUACUACAAAGCAUCUUGCUCUCGCAUCACAAGCACUUAACUUCAUCAUCACCCUGAUUCCCUAUCUGCGCGAAUUCAUCCGCCGCCACUCAUCCAGCACAUCGCUCGCCGAACUAGACAAGAUGCGGCGACUGUAUCAGGAUCAGCAGACGAACAUCCACGAUAAGCUCAUCGAGAUCAUGACGCAGCGCCUGCAUAUCCAUGUGAAUGCAAUGAAGAAGAUAGACUUCGACGCAGCAGCAGAGCAGCAGGCCAGCCCGCACAUGGAGACACUGACCAAGGAGACGAACACGUUCCACCGCACACUGAGCAGGCAUUUGCCCGAGCCGUCAGUGCAGUCCAUCAUUACGCCUGUCUUUGCCGGCUAUAGGGAGCAGUGGGGGAAGGCUUUCCGUGAAGCGCUGGUGCGGACAGGCGCUGGCAAGGCAAGGCUGUUACGUGACGCAGAGCUCUUUGAGAGCAAGCUGAACAAGAUCGAUGGUUUUGGCGACAUCGGCACGCACAUGACCGACAUUGUAAAGCAGAAGGUGGUCGAGGCGGGUGCCACUACUCCGACCACUUCGAACUGGCCGAGUGCUGAGGCAGGCAAAUAA
Diplodia corticola is the source of this 3279-nucleotide messenger RNA. RefSeq names its product garp complex component. Gene Ontology annotation, cellular component: GARP complex. The record is from RefSeq and is a predicted model, not a curated record. Gene Ontology annotation, biological process: retrograde transport, endosome to Golgi; Golgi to vacuole transport. The transcript is spliced from 3 exons. Bases 1 to 3279 code for a protein of 1092 amino acids. Lineage: Eukaryota; Fungi; Ascomycota; Dothideomycetes; Botryosphaeriales; Botryosphaeriaceae. Gene Ontology annotation, molecular function: syntaxin binding.